Labeo rohita (rohu) is the source of this 1228-nucleotide messenger RNA. It is a transcript of the gene nppcl, whose product is annotated as natriuretic peptide C-like. Lineage: Eukaryota; Metazoa; Chordata; Actinopteri; Cypriniformes; Cyprinidae. The transcript is spliced from 3 exons. The record is from RefSeq and is a predicted model, not a curated record. Gene Ontology annotation, cellular component: extracellular region. Bases 394 to 792 code for a protein of 132 amino acids. Gene Ontology annotation, biological process: cGMP biosynthetic process; receptor guanylyl cyclase signaling pathway. Gene Ontology annotation, molecular function: hormone receptor binding; hormone activity.
GAGAGAGAAAAGGGAGGGAAAAGAGGUGUGUGUUGUGGAAGGGGGGGACGGCUAAGGCAUAUAUAGACACCUCAUCCUUACUAUUAACAUACUCAUCCAGCUCACGCAAACACACGCUGACAUACAAACACCACUCACUCGCUUUAAAUCGAAUUCCUGCACACGGAGGAAGGAAGAGAGAGCGGAGAGGGAAAGACAGGGAUGCUCUUAGCAGGUGCCAAAAACUGAGUCGAGAGAAAGAGAGAGAGACAGAGGGAUGGAGGACUAAAGCAUUCAGUCAGGUUUUUAAAAGCUCCUCGAACUAUUAUUGUGCGUUCAUCUAAAUCUGUUCAUCUAAAUCUAUCCAUACCGACUCGCAUUAGCAGUGUGUUUGGAGCCAUUAUCAGUUGCACCAUGCUGUGCUCCUCUGUAUUUGUGGUGCUUCUUGUCCUUCUGGCCAAUCCAGUGCCAGGCCACACCCGAACCCUGCACACCCCUGACAAAGCCAUGCAGGUCAUCGAGCAGUUCCUUGAGCGCUACAAUGACCUUUUGACCCUUGACGAUCUUGAGAACCUCACGAGCGACCAGUCGGAAGAGCCCAUGCAGACCUUCAGCUCUGGGCUAAAGGUGGCAGAAUAUCCUAAGUGGAUUGACAUACCUGUGCAGAGCGAGAACGCCUGGCUCCGCCUCUUAAAGGGGGCGUUGGCCAAUCAGAAGCGAGCUCCACCGGACCGCUUGCGGAGGGGUUGGAACCGAGGCUGUUUUGGCCUAAAACUGGACCGGAUCGGCUCAAUGAGCGGACUGGGCUGCUAAUAAUGAACUGAGAGGUGGACAAAGAUGAGAUGAGAUGACUGUUGUGCCGCUUAGCUUUAGGUAGAGGUCAUUACCAAACUCUGGUUUGGUCUGGGGCCCCGUGAAAAGAGUGGACAAGGUGAACUAGGUGGACAAAUUCAUUAUAUUGUGUAUUUCAAUAUACUUAUUUUUACAUUGGAUUUGAAGUGACAUGUUGUUUAACAGUAUUUGUAUAUUUAUUUCUUAAUGAAGGUAGCAAGAAUUAAAAGUGUUUACUGGUUCUUUGAGAUGUAGAUGAGAUAGAAUAAUUUUGAUAAUCUUAUAGUAUCUUACUAGUAAGUAUGGAUCUUAAAGUAAUGUCUCAGUCUCAAAAAAUGCAUGGUUUAUAAAACAUAAACAUAUACUGCUCACCUUUCUGUACCUUUUGCAUGAAUAAAAUUUCUCCCACGUCUGUUUC